AUGGCCGAUGGAGAGCCAGUUCCGAACGAUGCUCUUGUUCAAAUGAUGACCGCGUUGAGGGAAGAGUUGAGGAACAUGACUCAACAAAUGGGCUACAUACGUCAAGAGCUUGGAGCAAGGAUCGACCGAGUUGAAGCACAACCAAGGAGAGACCCGGUGGCUGUUGGGGCUGCACAGCUCACUGGCAAUUCAUUGGCGUGGUGGGACAGAAACGUGGCCGAGAGAAGAAGGCCACACUUUGGACCGUUCAUAACUUGGAGUGACAUGAAAUUCCUUCUACGACUCAGAGUUAAAAGAAUCGGAGGAGGCCUUAAUGGCACAAUUUUUACAAGAAAGGUGGAGAGAGCUCAAUACAAUGGGUUGCACGAUUUGUUGCAUCUUGCCGUGCAAGUGGAGCAGCAAAUCAAACGCAAAACAACUCUCACCAACUGCAACCAUACGAAUCAAACAUGGAACACCAGCAGCUCUAAACCAGUAGACAAGGGCAAAGCCGUGGAGAUUGACUCAAGGUUUAAAGGCAAAAACGCCGAGGCUCCCAAGUUCAACCGAGCUGAGCAAGAUAAGUCUUCUAACAAUACCUCAAGAACUCAUGACAUAACAUGCUUUAGAUGUCAAGGCAUGGAUCACAUAUCAAGGGAGUGCCCAAACCAACGAGUCAUGAUCAUCACACCAAGUGGGGAUUACGAGUCUCAAGAUGAGCAAGAAGAUGACUCUAAUGACAUAGAUGAAAAGUUUGAAUACCCUGAUACUGGUGAAGUACUAGUAACUCGCAGAGUGCUAAGUGUUCUUGUUCACCCCGAGGAGACAACCCAAAAGGAAAACAUUUUCCACACUAGAUUGGCUAGCAAGUACAUGUUAGACAGAUUAUGUCUUGAGAAGACAAAGCAUCAUCGCCCUUACAAGUUAAGGUGGUUAAACAAUCAAACCGAGCUCAAGAUCUCCGAGCAAGUAUCCGUGCCUUUUAGUAUUGGUAAGUACCAUGAUCAAGUCACUUGUGACGUGGUGCCAAUGCAAGCAGGGCAUCUAAUACUCGGCAGGCCAUGGCAGUUUGACCGAGCAAAAAACCACAAUGGCCGCACCAACCAUUACUCUUUCAUGCACAAGGAGCAUAAGUAUAAUCUUGCUCCUCUUAGCCCCACCGAGGUACAUGAAAUGCAAGUGCAUAUGAACAAAGAGGCCGAGAUAAGUAGAAACAAUCUUUAUUUAUCAUCUAGUGAUAUUUGUAAAACCAUGAGUUCCAAUGGCACCGUGCUAUUAAUGAUUUUUAAAGAGUGUUUGAGCACAGGCAUGAGUAACUCUGAGCUCCCACCCGAAGUGCAAGCUAUACUGAAUAAGUUUAGAGACGUGUUUCCCAAAGAGAUACAUCCAGGCUUACCACCACUUCGUAGAAUAGAGCACCAAAUUGACUUAGUUCCCGGAUCAGCAUUGCUCAAUAAGCCAGUUUAUAGAAUGAAUCCCGAGGAGACUAAGGAUUUGGAGAGACAAGUGCGAGACUUAAUGGACAAAGCCUAUAUCCGUGAGAGCCUCAGUCCUUGUGCUGUGCCAGUUCUCUUAGUGCCAAAGAAAGAUGGCACAUGGAGAAUGUUGGACGAGUUGAGUGGAUCCACAAUCUUCUCAAAAGUGUACUUAAAGAGCGGAUACCACCAAGUUUGA
Molecule: messenger RNA, 1653 nt
Organism: Eutrema salsugineum
Lineage: Eukaryota; Viridiplantae; Streptophyta; Magnoliopsida; Brassicales; Brassicaceae
Exons: 4
Coding region: 1-1653 (550 amino acids)
Molecular function (GO): nucleic acid binding; zinc ion binding
Source: RefSeq, a predicted model, not a curated record